This is a messenger RNA of Ooceraea biroi (clonal raider ant), 2949 nucleotides long. RefSeq names its product RUN domain-containing protein 1. Lineage: Eukaryota; Metazoa; Arthropoda; Insecta; Hymenoptera; Formicidae. The record is from RefSeq and is a predicted model, not a curated record.
UCUGACGUCCGGAGCGUCUCGGUCGUGUACACGUGCGCACUAGUUAAAUAAUAAUGAUUUAGGCAUGGAAAAAGAGUCUGUGAUCUAAACGCUCGAUCCGGAUCGACCGCGAGUGCACUCGAAUCAUCGCGCGCACCGACAGACGUACUGUCAUGGAGGUAGGCGAACUGAUAAGCGAUAACAAGGAAACAAUGGACGGUGAGCGACAGCACCGGGCUCUGUGCGAGAACGACGAGAUCGAGAACUCGGACGAGAGCAGCGAGAGCAGGCCGUCCGGGGAGAGGUGGGCCCCGGUCGGGGCGAAUGACGGCGACAAUGAGUUCGGAGACGAAUACAAAUACGUCAACGCCAACGUAGAGAAUCUCGCAUACGACAUGGAGAGGGUAAAGAUACUGGAGGAGGAACAGGAGAUGUUGAACUCGUCUCUGAUAGCGUUAACUACCCACUUUGCUCAGGUUCAAUUUCGCCUCCGGCAGAUCGUGGACGCGCCGGCCAGCGAGAAGGAGACGCUGCUCAAAGAAUUAGAGGAAUUCGCGUUUAGAGGGAUACCAGACGUACCAAAUAGCUUACUGUUAGAGAGCAGGUCCAUCUCGCCGAUCUCCUCUAAAUCCUGUGAUCGAAGUAUGACCGGUGUAAUUACCGACGCGGAGGUCGAGUCCAAAAUGGCACUGCAAAGAACGAAGCAGAGAGAAUUGAUAAGCCAAUUAAAAUCUCAGUUGGAGGAUUUAGAAAAAUACGCGUACGAAACGGGUGAUGCCGAUUUACCGCAAAGUGUUAUUCUGGAGAGGCAAAAUAUCAUAAUCAGUCACCUGAAAGAAAAGUUGAACUUCGACGUCGAUGACCUCUGUAAAUUGCCAGCGGACGAUCUCAGGUGGCAAGUCGAUUACGCUAUAAGUCAAAUCGUCAGCCCAUUGAAGAUGAAGGAGCAACUGGUAUGCCAGCUGAAGACGCAGAUCGCCGACCUGGAGCGUUUCAUCAAUUAUCUCCAGGGCGAGGUCAGCACGGAGACUCUGGCGUGCACGUGCGCGUGUCCGGUGCACGCUGGCGGCUCCUCGUCGACCGCUUACGGCUCGAAACGGCGUUACGACCGGGGAAAACCCAUCGAGGAGGAAUUGGGCGACGGCGACAGGACCAGGACACUGAACACCGUGCGCAAGGUGGUCGCGCUCCUGCACAUGUUCCUGAUGUCGCAACUGGGCUGCGGUAGCGAACGGGUGCGCCGCAGUUUCGGCGGCGGUAACAGCAAGAAAAAUUCGCUGCACAAUUGGCGGGAUCUGCGCACUAGGCUCGACAUCGCCGUGGAGCACGUGCUGGAGACGAUGGCGGAAGUGUCGCAGCAGCAACAGCAGCAGCUACAACGGCAGCGGCAGCAUCUCGACGAUGAGGAGGACGACGACGACGACAUCGAGAACGAUAACGAGAACGACUAUACGUCCGACUCGGACUCGGUGACGUCGCACGCGAACGCGAAACUCACCUCCGCCGUGAGGAAGCACCUCGCCAUCUCGAUCAGGGAUCUGAUGCAGCACGGCCUGACCGCGGACGUGCAACGCGCCGCGUCCAGCGUGGUGCCGUUCGUCGGAUGCUUCCCGCAGCGUAACGUCACGUCGGCCAAUCUGAUGCACGCCUGGGAACUGAUACUGAAGUACUACGAGGUGAAGAACGGCCGUCUUUACAACUCCAGUCCCGCGCAGAAGUUGUCGCAGAGCUUCAAUCUGGACCUCGCGACGGGCAGACUAGCUUCCUCCAAGCAGAGCCUGUUGACGACAAUAGGUAACAUCAUCGCCUCCCAUAGCCCCUACAAGCGCAGUUACGAUUCGCACUUUAAGGCGUUCAUAUGCGCGGCUUUGAACGCGAACAAGCUCGUGACGUGGCUAAAGCUGAUCCUACAGUGUCAGUACCUUUUAGAAAAUUAUUACCUAUCAUGGAGCUACGUUGUGAAAACAGGUUUCCAAGACGCAUUUCACACCUUGGAUCGCCUGACUAGUUACAAAUUUGACUUGCCGGUGGACCUGGCCGUGCGGCAGUUUCAGAACAUAAAGGACGCAUUUUGAUUGUAUCCUGUCAUCGUCGUUUCGUGCAAAUGAUAGCGUAGGGCUUAGAGAAAUAUCCGUGUACCCUCAGUACCUUCUGUAACAUGUAAUACGUAUACCAAACGCGCGUGAACAAGUAUACAAGGUGAGGAUUACGAGUCCCCUAAUUCUCCUGGUGAUCCAUCGUGUGUACUCGAGGACGCGAGAGGUUGUUAUUAUGUAUAUCUUCCGAAAUGCCGACCGCAAAAACGUUCCUUUCUCUUAGUCUCUAAGUAUCGAUUGUAUCAAACACACAUGUAGAGUUGAAUUGCAAUAAUUAGUAGAUGUAAUAAUGAUUUAUAUCUUCUAAGGUAUUAUCAGUAUUUGUAUAGAUCAGUUGUAAAUGUACAAAACUUUCUUUUCUUUUCGCCUACAUUGGGGGCGGAUAGGUGAUGUACACAUAUACAUAAUCUGCAAAUCCCGAGAGGAUCUUAGGAAACCACGGUGUGUCUCUAUCAAGAUAUUUUUUAUCGCGACACAAACCUGUUAAAUAUACGAGGACUGAAUCGAGCAAAGCUAGUCACCCGGGGAAAGAAUUAUUCCGUAUUGUGCACACGUACGCUAAGCAUCACCGUAUUUAUGAAGCAUUCAAGAGAGAGAAACAUACCAAAGAUGAAUAAUAUCCUGCUGCAACUAUAGAUACUUGUUGCACCAUUUAUAUCGCAUAAGACAUUUUAUGUAUACCUACACGCGUAAGUUAGCAUAAGAGAACAAUGUAUUAUAUAUAUAUAUAUAUGAUAUAUAUAUACACACACAUAAGAUGCUAAAACCAAAUAUGCUUUUUAUAAAAUGAUAAAUUAUUUUAAAUCAGUUCCACACAUUGUUGAAAGAAAUACGUAUAUGAAUAUGAAAUAUAUAAUGCAAUGUAAAAGACGUA